UUAAAGGUGCUGCGGCAAAUCAAUGUGGAAAAUUAUAAGUUCAUACUUACAGAGACAUACGCGGAUAUAUACAUAUGUGUGUGUAUACGCGAAAGAGUUUUAAUUAUUUGCGGCAUUAAACGUGUCUAAAAAUUGUCUUUGGGGUUUUGGAAACUACACACAUGGGGCAGUACAAAAUCGGACGCGUGAUUGUGUGGUUGGAAAACGGGCGUUCCGAAAUGAAUUAUGUCGUGUAAAUGAUUAUGAAAGAAUAUUUCAGAAUAAAUGGAAAAGUCAGAUAAAUAGUAGAGAAGGAGAGUGUAACACGCGGCAAUUUGAAAGAGAUCUAGUAAACAAAAAAAAAAAACAAAAAGCAAGAUUAAAAAGUGGAAAAGGCAAAAUACAAGAGCAAUUUGUAAAAAAAUUUCAUAACUCUUGGAGGAUCAUAAAAGUAUUAAUACUCACAAAUAGUACAAACAUUGGUAUGCAUAACUGUAGUUGAGAAUUCAUUAUAUUUAUUUUAUCUCGAGAUUAUCUCGAUAAAAUAUCAAUGUGUGAUCAUUACUCCGCUGCAGUAUAUUGAAAUCAACAUUUAACAAAUACAACUAAGAAAACGAGAUCAGAAAAUUCCGAAACCGAAAGCUAUUUAUACAUACGGUACAUACAUACAUAUGAAUAUGUGCUCAUAAAACGUACGCUUCCAGAGGCAUCCAGUUGGAUUUAAUUGUGCAAUAAAUUUUGCGUUCUGCAUCCGAGUAUCACAUACAUAUAUACAAAUCAUCGAUAUUUUAAAAUCUGGGAUAAUAAAUUGAAAAGUAUAAGCGAGCGACGCACGAAAAGAAGAUGCACCGCAUGUUUUGCUUAGUCAUUUUGUUGCUCAGUUCGGUCGUGAAUGCUUGGGCCAUCCAAUGUUACUCAUGUGAAUCAGUCUACCACUCAAGUUGUGGGGAUGACUUCGACAUGGAAAACCAAUUUAAAUUGGAUUGCUCACAUGUUCCGCCACCGCGUUAUCUCGGAAACGACUUGGACUUGCGAAACGCAACUGGUUGUAUGAAACGGACUUAUAAAGUGGGAGAUCUCCUUAGGAUCGAACGCAGUUGCUUUUUCGGUGACAUGGACGACACGGACAGCGGUUGUCAACUGGAUCCAGUAACGGAAAAAGCGGAGCCAAUAUCGUGUAAUGUCUGUGACACUGAGGACUUCUGCAAUCACAGUAACCAACUGAAGGCAUGGCCGCAAUAUUUAUCGAUCGUUUCCUUCGCGUUUACGGUGAAAUUCUUCAAUUGGCUGAGCUAAAGUAUAAUAAAUGCAGAAGCUCAACUCUGCUUUCUUCAGUAUCCAGCUCCAAUAGAAAGACAUAAAAUUAGCCGAAUUCAUCUGUUGAUGUUGAGCGAAAUACUAUUUGUUAUUUGUUUUUGUAGCGAGUAGUGAAGCAAAGUAUUUUAAAUAAAUAAAAACAAAUUAAAAUAUA
Molecule: messenger RNA, 1450 nt
Organism: Bactrocera oleae (olive fruit fly)
Lineage: Eukaryota; Metazoa; Arthropoda; Insecta; Diptera; Tephritidae
Source: RefSeq, a predicted model, not a curated record